AUGCAUAACAGGAAUAUAUCAGGAUUCCCUAUUCCUUACAGGAAUUCAGAAUAUCAUGGUGCAGUGAAUAUUAUACGUCAGAAUGACCACUCCUUUGGAAAUUCAAUUUACACGAGAGGUUUAUCUGCACAAGGACCAGAUUUCUUGCACAAUAUGAAAAUAAGUAUGCCUUCUAUAACUCUGGAGACAUGUAAUAAUGCUCCUACCUUAGCAAAUACGGUUAUUGAAUGUAAUAAACAAAUUAAAACUCUAGAAAGUGAUUUGAAGGUAUUUAAAGAAUCUAAUAUGUAUCUAAGUAGUAAAAUAGAAAUGUUAAAAGUUUUAGCUUCAAAUUUUGGAGCUUCAUCAGAAGAUAUUGAGUAUACAAUGUCAGCAAAUGAUAUCAACUCUCUACCAAGACCUAUCACACCAAGUAUAUCUGAAAUAUCCAGAGAUCAUUUUGAAGAACAAUUUAAUGAAUCAUAUAUAGAUAAACCAUCAACAAAUGUUAAUAAAAGUCCUGUCAAGAAAACAAGUAAAAUAGUACCUAGUGUUGCAAAUGUUACAAAAACCUACAGUAUACAGUCAGCCAAUAGCUCAAAUAAGAAUCACAAUAAAUAUCUAACUGGAACUAGAUUUGGUCCAUCAGCUAAUCAGAAACCUAAGAAUUCGAGUACAAAGUCUAAUAGAAUGGCUUCUAGUUUAAUCAAGGGUGGAACAUGA
Molecule: messenger RNA, 702 nt
Organism: Cryptosporidium muris RN66
Lineage: Eukaryota; Apicomplexa; Conoidasida; Eucoccidiorida; Cryptosporidiidae
Exons: 1
Coding region: 1-702 (233 amino acids)
Source: RefSeq, a predicted model, not a curated record